Messenger RNA from Rotaria sp. Silwood1, 1791 nucleotides. Lineage: Eukaryota; Metazoa; Rotifera; Eurotatoria; Philodinida; Philodinidae. The record is from the annotation of a GenBank genome assembly.
AUGUCAGCUACAACAAUUCAUCAGUCUCGUGUUCCUAAAGUUCAUAUUCCAUCAGACACAACUUUUCAAGCACCAAUAAACCGUUCAAAUUCUCGUUAUAAAAGUACUGUACAUGUUCUAACAUCAAAUCGUGAACAUUCAACAUCAAAUAGUUAUCGACGUAGACGUCCAGAAUCUGAAACAUCUAAUCAUCCACCCUCAUCUUAUAAUACUGUUUCAUAUAAUCGAUCACAACCUCAACAACAAUUAUCAUCUCGUACUUAUCAACAAAACUGUCCAGUUUCAUUAUCAUCACGUUCAUCAUCAUCAUUAUCCUCAAAUCGUCGAACAUCAACAAAUGAAGUUGCACCAUCAACAUCAACAACAACAUCAGCAUCAACAUAUUCAUCAUUAAUAACACUUAAUAAUAAUCGUUCAACUAUUUCAAAUCCUUCAUCAACAAUAAAUCAAACAGAUUGUACAUCCAAUCAAAAUAAACGUUAUUCAACUGAUACAACAAAUCCAUCAACUAAAUCAUUAAUAAAUUCAAAUAAUGAUUCAAAAACUAUAUCAAAUCAUUUAGUUAUUAUACCAAAAUCAAAAUCAAAUCAUAAAAUUGAUAAACAUAAUCAUACAUCAUGUCCAGUUGCUUAUCAAAAUCAAAUUAAUUUAGGUACAAUAACAAUUUUAUCAGAUUCAAGUUCUGAUAAUACAAUUCUUCAUCAUUUACCAGAACAUAAUGAAACAACAGAUAAAUCACAACAAUCAUUACAUGAUGAACGUUUACAUCGUUCACCACGAAAACCUAAUAAUAAUAUAAUUGGAUCUCGAUUACAAUCGACAUUAUCAAGAGAUGAACAAAAGAAAAUACAAAUUCCAUCUAUUCAUUAUACAAUAGAACCAAUUCAAGUUAUCGAUGAUAUAAAUGAUGAAAAUCAUCUUGAUUUAAAACAAAAAGCAAUUCGUGAAGAAAAAAAACGUAAAGCAAAUGAAAAUGAACAAGUUUUAAUUAAUGUUGAUGAAUAUGCAUCAGAAAUCUUAAUGUAUCUUAGAAAACGAGAAAAUGCAUCACGACCAAAACCAAAUUAUAUGCGUAAACAAACUGAAUUAACAUGGGAUAUGAGAGCGAUAUUAAUUGAUUGGUUAUCAGAAGUAGCUGAUGAAUAUAAAUUAUUUUCUGAAACUCUUCAUUUAGCUGUUAAUUUUAUUGAUCGUUUUCUUUCACGUAUGUCAGUAACAAAAUCAAAAUUUCAAUUAAUUGGUACAACAGCACUUUAUUUAGCUGCAAAAUGUGAAGAAGUUUAUCCACCAAAUGCAGCUGAAUUUGCUUAUGUUACUGAUAAUGCAUAUACAAAAAAACAAGUAUUGAAAAUAGAAGAUCUUUUAUUACAAACACUUCAUUUUGAAGUAUCAACUGUAACAACACAUACAUUUUUAUUACAUUAUCUUAAAUUAGCUCAAGUUGAUGAAGUUACUGAAGAUUUAGCGAGGUACAUUGCUGAAUUAACUCUUCUUGAUCCUGAGUGUCUUCAACAUUUAUCAAGUUUACAAGCUGCUGCUAUAUUAUGUCUUGCACUUCACAUGCGUCAUAAACCACCUUGGUCAAAUACAAUGAAACAAACAACUGGUUAUACAAUUCAAUCAUUUUAUUUGAUAAUGGAAAAAAUUUUUUUCCUUGUAGCCAAAGCGCAAGUACAUGAUAAAUGGGCAAUAACAAGAAAAUAUCGUCAUGUCAAACAUCAUUCUGUUGCUUUAAUUGAACUACCAACAACAUUACCAUAUACUGAUAUGGAUAGUGAUGCUACUCUAUAA